UAGCAACCAAGGCCGACGGUACAUGGAUCGCUCGCCUUUCUCCACCCCACCUUGGGGCGUGUGGACAGAUGGCGAGGACGAAGAGGCGAUCGAAUGUCGGAGGGGUGAGGACGAGGACGACCCUUGGCGGCAUCUCGAGUCGGUGGAAUCGGCCGAGACGCAGGCGUUCGUGGCUGCGCAGAACGCCCGAUCGAGACGGUUGCUGGACCGACACCCAUGGAGGCAACGCCUGGCACAGACCGUGGACCGCUGCCUGACCUUUCGCCGCGUUUCGUGUCCGCGCCUCCAGCAGAACGGGUGCUACUACUGGCUGCACACCGGCGAUCGCGAGGCGCGCGACGUCAUCGUCCGCUCGAGGCAAGUCGACGAGCAUUUCGGCGGGGAUCCAGGCGAGGGAGGCGCCGAGCUUCUAUUAGACCCUGCUUGGGCCAGUGAACAGACGUCCAUCUAUGCCUACAGCUUCAGCCCCUCGGGCAAGCUCUGCUGCGUCGUGCUCCAGGAGGCCGGCUCCGACUGGCUUAGCUUGAGGACGAUAGACGCAUCGACUGGCAAGCGGGUCGAGAAAAGCGAUCCAACCUGGUCCAAGUUCACCUUUGGUGUCUCUUGGAUCUCUGAGGAAGCCUACCUCUACAAGCGUGCCGUCGAAGUAGUAGGGGCCAGAGAAAUGGGUGUGCCCGACCCUGCCUUUGGCCUCUUCCUCCAUCGAGUAGGAAGCGACCCUGAGCUGGACGUCAAUGUGCUUCCCUUUGGAUCCCUCUUUACCAACAAGCCUUUAGUCUGCGAGUCACUGCCAAGCAGGCCAGGGCAGCAUAGGUGGCUCUUCGUUGAUAUGUACAAGAGCACGAACCCAGAGUCAGAGACAUUCCUUGUCGAGCUCAAGUCGGACGAGGCCGACGAAGUCAAGGACAACCUCAGCAGAAGCAGGAGGUGGCUCUCCAAAGGUUUCACCGGCCUGACUACCUAUAUCGGCACGCUCUGCGACCGACACCUGUUCAUCUCGACGGAUACCAGCCACGAACGAGGCAGGGUUGUCUCAUACUCGGACGAGGCCAUCGGUGCAGCGCCUGUCGAUGGGCUGGUACCGAUGGACGAGCUGGUGGGCGAGAGCAGCGACGUGAUACAGUCGGCGCACCUCGCAGGGCGCAGCAAGGUCCUAAUCAUCGUCUACAUGCGCGACGCAUGCAGCGCUCUAGCCUUCUUUGACGCACAGACGGGCCGCCGGCUGGCGGAUGUGACGACCGACGUCCUUCCUGAGUCGGCAGCCAUCUCGGAAGUGUCAGCGCGACCCGACUCCGACGACUUCUACCUCAAGGUCGAGACACUCAUCAGCCCGCCCUAUGUCGUUGUCGGCCGCGUCGUCGAGUGCGAGAUGACCCUGGCCCGGCUCCUGGCCGCAGAUGAGGAGGACCAGAAGCUUGUGUGCAGGCGCGAGUUCUACCAGUCGCACGACGGCGUCCGCGUGCCGCUCUUCAUCUGCCAUGCUAAGGAUCUGCGUCUCGAGGACGGGAUGAGGCGACCCACGCUGCUGCACGCCUACGGAGGCUACUCUGUCUCGCUCCAGCCGUUUUUCGAUCCCUUCUUUGUCACAUUCAUGCGCGAACUCGGCGGCGUGUUUGCCAUGGCCUGCAUCCGUGGUGGCGGCGAGUAUGGCCGGGCGUGGCACGAGGCGGCGCUAGGCGCUUACCGCACCGUCGCGUUUGACGACUUUGUCUCUGCCGCGCGGCACCUUCAAGAGACGCUGACCGAGCCCAGCCUUACGGCCUCCUACGGCAUCUCCAACGGCGGCCUCCUCGUUUCGGCGUGCAUGGUGCGCCAACCCGAUGCCUUUGGCGCCGUCAUCUCCGAGGUGGGCGUUCACGAUCUGCUGCGCUUCCACCGUUUCACCCUGGGCCGCCUCUGGAUGGGCGAAUUUGGCAAUCCAGACGACGCCCGGGACCGCGAGUACCUUGUCAAGCUCUCGCCCCUGCACAACGUCCAAGCAGGCGAGCGAUAUCCACACGUGCUCUUCACGACAGCGGACCACGACACGAGGGUGGUGCCCAGCCACUCGCUCAAGAUGCUCGCCGAGCUGCAGAGCAAGCCUCACGGCAGAAGUGGUCGCGUCUUGGGUCGCAUCUACGAGAAUGCCGGGCAUGAGGGUGGGUCAUUUCGGCCACUGGGGCGUGUGGCGGACUCCACUGACACCUGCCUUUGUCUUCGUCGCCACUAGCCGAGAGCAAGGCGCGCCAGCAGAAGAUAGACGAGGCCGUAGACCGACUCGUCUUCCUCCUCUGCUCCCUCUCUCGAUCGCAAGAAAGAAGGGAAGAGUAGAAGCAGGAAGAGCGACGAUCAUGAAUAGAUCAGCUGGCGAAAUGUAAUUGAGAUUCUCG
Molecule: messenger RNA, 2369 nt
Organism: Acaromyces ingoldii
Lineage: Eukaryota; Fungi; Basidiomycota; Exobasidiomycetes; Exobasidiales; Cryptobasidiaceae
Exons: 2
Coding region: 23-2209 (728 amino acids)
Biological process (GO): proteolysis
Cellular component (GO): cytosol
Molecular function (GO): oligopeptidase activity; serine-type endopeptidase activity
Source: RefSeq, a predicted model, not a curated record